Molecule: messenger RNA, 487 nt
Organism: Suillus plorans
Lineage: Eukaryota; Fungi; Basidiomycota; Agaricomycetes; Boletales; Suillaceae
Exons: 2
Coding region: 44-304 (86 amino acids)
Source: RefSeq, a predicted model, not a curated record
CCACUGUUUUUCUUGACACAUCCCAUAUAACCUAGCACGAGCCAUGCAUUUCUCGUUCCUCCGAGUAGUCGCAGUCGUUGCAGCUUUGACAGGAUCUAUGUCUGUCACCGCACAGUCCUGUGCGUCCGUAGGCCAGGCUUGUGGCAAGACCAGCCCGGUAGGCCUCUCAUGCUGCAGUGGCCUUUCCUGUACGCCUGUUGUGAGUAUCAGUCGUUCGCUUUGCAUCCGAAAUUCAACCCCACGACUCACCUUUGCGCCUUGUACCAAUAGGAAUGAGCUUUGCAGACUGAGCAUGUCACAAUAGUGUGUCUUAUUUCUUUCGCGUUGGCACAGUGCUUGAUCGCACGAUAUACAGUUUGUCGCGGAGUUAAUGGAUGUGCUCACUUUUAUACAAUUUUUCCUGACGCCUCGACUGGACUCCCGAAUAAAUUACUGUAGCGUUGAUAGAAGACCUCGGGCUCAGGCCUCAUGUCAUUCGACUUGUAUA